CUUGGGAGCGUCACUUCCGGCAUCUCCGCGUGGACCCGCUAGUGAGGCUCCUCCAGCAUGGCGGAGUUAGCUAGUCCCGCCAAGCCGACUCUGGCGCUGAACCCGCAGGAAGACUUGCAGUUUCAGAAGGAGGUGACGCAAGUCAAGCAGCGCGUGAAAAAGCAAAAGGAGGAGGGAAAUCUUAACCCUGGAGUGAUCUUUCUGGGCCACCUGCCGUCAACACUGUCUGAAACCCACGUCUAUGACUACUUCUCCCAGUUUGGCACUAUUAGCAGGUUCAGGUUGUCCAGAAGUAAACGGACUGGAAACAGCAGAGGAUAUGCCUUUGUGGAGUUUGAGUCUGAGGAUGUUGCCAAGAUAGUUGCAGAAACAAUGGACAACUACCUUUUUGGUGAAAGACUUUUAUCAUGUAAAUUCAUGCCACCAGAAAAAGUCCAUAAGGACCUCUUUAAAGACUGGAAUGUUCCAUUUCAUCAGUCAUCAUUUCCUUCAGUGAAACGCUAUAAUCAGAAACGGGGUCAUUUUCAAAUGUUAAAGAUGGAAUAUCGGUUCAAGAGGAAGGAAAAAUUACUCCGGAAGAAGCUAGCUAAGAAGGGGAUUGAUUAUAGUUUUCCUUCGCUGGUCUUACCUAAGCUGAAGAAAGAGGGCACUCUUAGUACCCCUGAGGAUUCCAAGGAGUCUGAGGGUACCCAGGUUUUGCAUGUCCCAGGAGAAAGGCUUUCAGGUAUACCUAAGAAAAAGUCGAAGAAGAUGUUGAGGAGAAUUCUCAAAAGCAUUCGUAACAGGCAAAAUAGGCAAAAGAGGCAGUCUAAGACGUCUGUAGACAGCCAGGGUCCCACACCAGUUUGUACACCAACAUUUUUGGAGAGACGAAAAUCAGAAGUGAUAGAAGUCAAUGACAGUAAAGAUAAUGAAAUUAUUUUCAAGCAGCCUGUGUCCACAGUGAAGGAAGAGGGACAAAAGACUCCAACAGCUGCACGCUCUGGGAGAAAAAGACCAAGAAAAAGGAAGAGCAACCAGUGAUCCUGAAAGCAUUCUGUGUGUACAUCUGGGCAGAUGUGAUUUUGUUAUAAAGGCCUACUUUAUUUUACCAGGUGCAGUCAUGUGCGAGCCACUGAUGAGACUGGUGGAGGAAAAACAUGUUGGUUCAUGCCAAUGAGGAAAGCCAUCAGGAACUUGACUGUUUUGCCCUCUCCUGACCUGAGUUUGAAUUUGGGUUUCACAAGCCCCUUAGUUUACUCUGCCUGUGUUAUCUUACAGGCUUAGACACCACCAGCAACCUUUGCUGGCCCCACCAAUGCUGUUUGACUGUAUGGUGGUUGUGCACAUAAAACCCAAAAGAAUAUGUCAGGCUUCAACCUCAGACCUCUGAAACUGGAAGUUAAAUACACAUUUGAAGAGUGAGAAGGCAGUCCAAGUGUAAAUACAGAUUUGCACAAGUAUUGUGAGGAUCUGGAAUAACGUUUUUACCCAAGCUAGUAUAGGGUUAACAGAUCAGUUUCAGCAGGUAUAUUCAAAAUCCAAACAGUGACCAAACUUUUCUACAAUUUGUGUACAGGAAACCUAAGAACUUUGGGGGCAGGGAUGCUCUAUCACUGUUUCUGUGCCCCGUCUGUGCUUUUGUAUUGCUAAUACAGGAUUGUUAAGUA
Mesocricetus auratus (golden hamster) is the source of this 1649-nucleotide messenger RNA. It is a transcript of the gene Nifk, whose product is annotated as nucleolar protein interacting with the FHA domain of MKI67. Lineage: Eukaryota; Metazoa; Chordata; Mammalia; Rodentia; Cricetidae. The record is from RefSeq and is a predicted model, not a curated record. Gene Ontology annotation, molecular function: RNA binding. Gene Ontology annotation, biological process: maturation of LSU-rRNA from tricistronic rRNA transcript (SSU-rRNA, 5.8S rRNA, LSU-rRNA). Gene Ontology annotation, cellular component: nucleolus. The coding region runs from base 58 to 1023 and encodes 321 amino acids. The transcript has 7 exons.